Messenger RNA from Aethina tumida (small hive beetle), 8263 nucleotides. RefSeq names its product afadin. NCBI's taxonomy places the organism in Eukaryota, Metazoa, Arthropoda, Insecta, Coleoptera, Nitidulidae. Gene Ontology annotation, biological process: signal transduction; regulation of protein localization. Gene Ontology annotation, molecular function: cell adhesion molecule binding. The record is from RefSeq and is a predicted model, not a curated record. The transcript has 19 exons. The coding region runs from base 142 to 7428 and encodes 2428 amino acids. Gene Ontology annotation, cellular component: adherens junction.
AAACGACCAUGUACGGGUGAUGAUGAACACCGGUCAGGAUGUGUGUGUGAAGUGGUCCUUGUAAACGACGUUUGCGACUCUGUGGAUUAAUAAAUGUGUGUGCAAUUUUUCUUCGCGUUCGAGGGACAACAGUACACGUAGAUGCAUGGUAACUCGAACGAUCGCAGGGCCCUCGAAAGAGAGGCCCUGCGAAAUGUCAUCAACCAAUGGAACGCAAACAGGUUGGAUCUGUUCGAAUUAUCGGAACCAAACGAGGAUUUGGAGUUCCAUGGUGUCAUGCGGUUCUACUUCCAAGACUCCGGCCAAAAGGUGGCGACGAAAUGCAUAAGGGUGGCGUCCGACGCCACCGUCGAAGACGUCAUCGGCACCCUGGUCGAGAAGUUCAGGCCCGACAUGAGGAUGCUGUCGGUGCCCUCGUACGCCCUGUACGAACUGCACGAGGGCUGUCCGGAGAGGAAGAUGUCCCCGGACGAGAAGCCCCUGCUGGUGCAGUUAAACUGGCACGUUGACGACCGAGAGGGAAGAUUCUUGUUGAAGAAUAUCGACGACAAAACGUCCAACUCUGUUGGAACAAUCGAUUCAAAUGCGAGUUUUCGACGAAAACUGUCGAAGAGGGAGAAGAAACAACUGAAGAAACAGGAGAAACUGUCCAGGAUGAAGAGCGAAAACGGCGACGUCAAUGACAAAGACGGAGUCGCCGAAAAAUUAUACACAGAAUUGCCGGAAACGUCAUUCACAAGAUCAAUUUCGAAUCCCGAAGCUGUGAUGAGGAGAAGACGACAACAGAAACUUGAAAAGAAACUGCAGCAAUUCCGUUCCAAAGAUGGUGGUCCCGACACAGGGGGCACUUUAAAAAUAUACGGCGAGGCCUUGUGCAAAGACGUGCCUUACAAGACGUUGUUGUUAUCCGUCCGUGACUGCGCCGGGGCAGUCGUCAGGGAGAUGCUGGACAAGUACGGGUUGACCAAGAUCGAUCCCACCCAGUGGUGCCUCGUCCAGGUCACCCAGCAACCCGGAGUACCUGAUUCCGAAUACGUCCUGGACGACGACGAGUGUCCGCUGUCCAUACUCAUGAAUGCGCCCAAUACCGGAUCCAUAAUGUUUCAUGUUCGCAGAAGACCGGCGGACUGCGCUCCGCGGAAGAGGAAAAAGAAGCCGGGCGCCCUGGGAACGAACGCCGGCAACCUGAGGGACGGCAGGGGCGAAGCUGCGCCCCUCCUGGUCGAACUGGGGCCCGACGGUUCCGCCCCGCAUCCGAGCGACACCGCCAGAACCAUACGGCUCGCCAAUGACGUCAUGGAGGUGGGUUCUGCGAACGGAAUCGCUUUACAGCUCUACGGCCCCCACAUUCAGCCCCGUCACUGCGUCAUCACCAACACCGAAGGGGUGACGUCUCUGACGCCGUGUCAUGCAGACGCCCAUACAUAUGUCAACGGCCAAAGGAUACACCAAACGACCAUCCUUACCCAUGGCAGCCUCGUCAAGUUCGGCCACAGCAACACGUACAAGUUCUUGGAUCCGGCACAGGAAGAACGGACCCGAUAUCCCUUGACCAAUAUCGACAAUGCGAGGAUUUAUGAAAGCCGAUCACCUCGAGCUUUAAGCCCCACAGACACGUCACGAGAAAACAUUGAAACCACGUUCGAUUUAGAGGGAAACGUUGAAACUAUUUCGACAGCGAGUGGUGCACGAGAAGACAAUAGAUCUUUGGGCUCGUCGUCGGAGAACAGAUUGAGCGGCAUCGACAGAUUCCCACGUGGUCAAGACCCUAUCCUGCCGGCGGUCCUCGAGUUCCCCGAGGAGCCGCAGGAGCAGUUCCUGGCACGUGUCAUCACACACCUCGACGUGACGACGCCCACCUUCCGGCUGGCGCCCGCCUUCACGUUGUACCUGUGCGCCCGGUAUCGCGCCUCGACCCACUACCGGCCCGAGCUGACGCCCACAGAGCGGGCGCACAAGCUCACGCUGUUGCUGCAGCAUGCCGCCAUGCUCGUCAGACACACGGUACAGGACAGAAGCACCGAAAGCAGUUCGCAAGCCUUCUGGUUGGCAAAUGCCAGCGAACUGUUGCACUUCUUGAAGUCCGAUAGGCACGUAAGUGCGUUCAGUUUGCAGGCGCAGGACACGUUGGCCGACGCCGUGCAGUUGGCGUUCAAGAAUUUGGUCGCCUGUCUGACGGACGAACUCAACGCGGCCAUGAACUAUUUGAUGAGCGUGACAGGUGACGACCAUCCGAGAGAGGUGAUCAACAUACUCAGCGGAGCAAUGAAUCUCUUACGAAAAUGCCGAGUGAACGCAGCCCUAACCAUUCAGCUUUUUAGCCAGCUCUUCCAUUGGAUCUCGGCUAAGUCGUUGUCAAACGUCAUCAGCAAUAGCAAUCUUUGCACUCGCAAUUUUGGCAACAAACUUUUCAACAGACUGAGAAAUCUGCAGGCCUGGGCCGAGUCUCAGGGCCUCGAACUUGCCGCUGAAUGUCAUCUGGCAAAAAUAGUGCAAUGUGCCCAUUUAUUGCAAUCACCGAAAUACACGCCCGAGGAUUUGGCGAAUCUGUCGUCGGCUUGCUUCAAAUUGAACUCGAUGCAGCUUGGAGCACUUCUCAUGCAAUACAAAGCUGAACCAGGAGAGAAAAUAGCAUCGCCCUCAAUGUUGGAACAAGCAGCCAAGGCGGCCGAAAACGUCGCCGAUGAAUUGGCACGAGCCGAAGGAAGAGAAGUCACACUCUACGAGGAUCCAGUGCCAGCUUUGCAAUUACUUUUGCCAGAUGAUGGUUUUAGUUGCGACGUGGUCCAGGGAGUGCCACCAGGUCUGGCGGACUUCCUUCACCCUCUUCAAGCUUCGGGACUCUGCAGAUUGGCCGCACAACCCACCAGUUCCGGUCACUGGACGGUUUACAUGUCGGCGCCACGACCUCCGUCUGCUCUUAGCACCACCCAACCUGAGGUUCAAGUCAUACGCCUUCACAAAGCUGGUGGUGGAAUGGGUCUGUCCAUUGUAGCGGCCAAGGGGGCAGGUCAAGAGCGAUUGGGAAUUUACAUUAAAUCGGUGGUGCCAGGAGGCGCAGCCGACAGAGAUGGCAGGCUGGCAGCUGGAGAUCAAUUAUUGUCUGUGGAUGGUCAGUCUUUGCUAGGAAUUACCCAGGAGAAGGCAGCCGAGUUCCUCGUCAGGACUGGCAGUAUAGUCACGCUUGAGGUGGCCAAGGGCGGAGCUGUAUACCAUGGAUUGGCAACUUUAUUACAGCAACCCAGUCCAACACCCCAUAGAGCCAUGGAUUUUUAUUACGACCCGUAUGGUUUUCAAGGGUCCCAAGAGUCUCUUCACAGCGUUACAAAUUACAGGAUCUUCACGCCGCCGGCGACAAAGCCUAAAAACAACGUUUUCUUCAAUUCCGAUGACAGUCUGUACAAAACCGAAAAAAGGAAGUUCACUAUUCCUCGUAUAGAGAUAGAGAGCGACGAACCAGUUUUUAGUUUGCAAGUCACUGAUUUUUCUGAACCGACACCUAAGAAUGUUACUUUAACUUAUGACGAAUUGGGCAUAAACAUGAAUCAAGUGGAGGAGGAAGAACCGGAAGAAAUCCAGCCUAUGAAAUCAUGGAAAACCCGAGCCAACUUUAUACAGCAAAAAAGUUACUCGAUUGACAUUCACGACAGUGCUCUUGAUAUUGACGAAAUCAGUGACACCGACAAGUUUCUGAGCAUUGGUGCGAAGAAGUACAAACACAGAUUGUCCUCCACUUCGUUGCAGGACAUUUCGAGCUCUACCAGUAGCAUUUGUAGCGCUGUUCAUGAGUCUAACUUGGACCUAAGCCAGUUGGAUCCUGACACCUCUUAUAAGCAAAAGAAUUGGAAGUCGCCAUUUGAAAUACGAUACGGCCCUGAUUACAUUAAGCAUUAUGAGAACAAAGCAAUCAGUGUACCUGCGUUGAACAAACGCAUGUAUAUUACUAGUAGGAGUAAGAGCGUUAGUGAAGAAAAAUUGAAUGAUAAAUUAUCAGAGUAUGAAAGACUGGAAAUAGUUAAGUUGUUACAAGAUUGGAGCUUAAAUGGAUCUGAAUCUAAAAGUGAUUAUAACAUUAGGAUUUUAAAUAGUAAAGAUAAUGAAAGCAAGAACCAAUUCGAAGAUCAGUCUUCCGAAAGUAACUUGAAGAAGAUUAAACAAAAAUUCUGUUCGGAGCCUAACUUAUCUCCGAAAUCCAAAAAUAAAACGGAUGAGAUAGAUCAGGGUGGACCGAUUAUUAUAGCGAAGUAUAAUUCAGAUAACAAUUUAAACAAAAAGAGGACCAUAGAUGUUGAUUUUUCUCAUAAGUGUCAAUUUAGGAAUUGUAUAUUUAAUAUAGAUUUUACACCUAAAGAAGGGACCAAACCAGUUGAAGAAACUAAAGAAGACUUAAACAGUUCCGUAGACAAAAAUCCUACAACCGAAUUGAAACUAAAGGGUAUUUUAAAGAAUAGCAAAGAGCGUCUUGAUGAGAUAGAGUGUCUUAACAACAUCACCAAUAUACAAAAGGCGCCAAAGCUUAACUCUAACAGUAGAAGGCAUAGCGAAAUUAUACAAAUCAAUAAAUCAUUUAAUAGUCAAUUAGUACGAUGUGAUAGUUUAGAGAGGUUAACACAACUGCAAAACAAAUACGAACAAAAAAAGUUUCCCGAAUCCUACAUUGUCCGAAGGAAUAGUGCCAGAACCCCCAAAAUUCGAAACAACGAAAACCACAACGGCUCUCCCAAAGUGACCGUCGUUCGCAAAAAGUAUCUACCCAAAACAUGGAAGAGCUGUUCCGACAUUAAAACUCGUAAAACCGUACGCAAGUGUUGCCGCUACGCCAAGAAGUCUUGUCCGGUGUACAAGAACAGCUCCGACUCGCCCAGGUCCGCCAGGAAGACUCGGAGCUGCGCUAACUUCGUUGAAGAAGAUCCGGAUAAUCCCGCUAGGUUAGCAGCCUUAACGGAUUACCGUCUUCGCGCUUUUAAUCGGCCGCGACGAAUGUCUGAACGAGACCUUCCGUCACGUGUGGACGCGGAGCGCACCAUCCCGUCAUCCAAAUCGGUGCCCGCCCUCCACCAUAUCUCCCCGAACUCGGAACAACAGCCUCGUGCCAAUAAUCACGAGGCCUUCAACGCCGGCUACAGCCGCACGUCGUCCAAUAAUAGUAUCAACACCAACGGCGCUCCACCUCCUGGCAGUAUGCAGAACGGAGGCGCACCGCCAGUUGUAAGCGCUAACAUGAGAAGCCGGUCUACGCACAACCUCCACCAGCAGGACGGCGGGUUCUAUCAGAAUUUAAGCGUUUACAGGAACAAAAUUCCUAGUCCGCAACAUCUCGGUGAUAGAACAUCUGCCCUCAGGAGUUCCCAAAACUCCCUUCAGUCCUCGGUGGCCAACUCGCAGCGGCCAUCCUCUGCGUACUACCCCCCACCGGUGGCUCCCAAUGCGUCACGAUCGAAUCUUCACCAGUCAAUACCUAAUUUGAAGAGUCCCCCGGCCACGCAUCGACUUCACAAUGAUGACGCGCGAUCGGGCUCUUAUCCCAGUGUCAAUCACAACCAAAACUACGGUCAAAACUACAACACCUAUCACGGUGGCAAUUCCGCGUACAUGAAUCAAAACUAUCCCAAUUACCAUGGAAAGAAUGAGGACAAACCGCCGUUUAGUCCCCAGUACGCAAUGCAAAACAAUUCCUAUCCCAGCCCAACAACUCCCAGCACGCCCAACUACACGAAUAACGUACAACAGCCCCUCCACAUAAACGCCAACGGUCAAAGACAGGAGGACACAAGGUACAGCAACACGGGAGGAGGACUGCUUCGCGAGGACGUCUUCAGACAGUCUCAAAACUCCCGUCACGAAGAACUAAUGCGGUACCCCAGCGCAAACAACGUGCGGAUUUCCGAGGCUCAAAUCCAACAGAGCCGCGUGUCGGACGACAUGAAUCGCCAGAACGAAAUGCGAACGUCCAAGAGUGAGGACAUGCUCAAACACCACGCCCUGAAUCAAGGUGAUAUGAUGCGUUACGCCAGCAGCGGCAACAUCCGGCAGGACACAACGAAAAUGAUGACGAACGAAGAACGACAAAUGAGGGGACAAGCCAAAAUGGCGGAGAUGGGUGAAGAAGUAAGGCGGAGACAGAACAGAUUGGUGUCGCCUAACUACCCGCAAUCACCGCAACACAUGCCAAACAGUCCGAACUAUUAUGCGGCACAGCAGCAGACGCAGUACUUCAACCAGCAAGGAUACGGGGCACAAAUGGCACAGAACGCUCAGAGUAUGCAGAAUCUCAGUCUCAGUCAGGGGUACCAACAAAACUACCAGGUUUCUCCUAAUGCAUCAUACCAGCAGCAAUAUCCUGCUAAUACACCGACUUCCCCAACGUACAAAUCACCGCCAGUUGCCCCCAAACCGUCAGGUCGAAAGGCGGACGAACCGCCUGAAUUGCCACCAGUCAGUACCCAUCCACUCUACUCGGCUAGUUCACAGGAUCCUCCGAAAAUGGCUUUCUAUCCAGCCGGUGGAGUUUCUAAUUCGAAAACACCACGCGAUCCUUGGGCAAGGGAAGAGCAGGAGCGACAGCAAGAAGCGAGAAGGGAAGCGGCUCGACAAUGGCAAGAGCAACAGAUCAGAGAACUACUUUCAUUACCAUACAGGACAACGCAACAGGAGGAACAGUUGAGAGUGUUGCAGCUGGAAAGGGAGUUCCAAAGGAGGGCUAUGGAGGAGGCCGAACAAGACGAUGAUGACACAGAGAAGGAAAGUCCGACGCCUCAUCUGCCUCAGGCCGUCUCAAGUCAGACAGUUAUCAGCACUCUUACGGCGACAACAGUUUCAAGCAAACUGGAACCGUCACAAGCUCCUCCUACCUCUAUUUUGAAACCGGGAGUUUCGCAAACGACCAAUAGCACGCCUAACAAUAUCAACAACCAUCAGCAGCAUUCUCCGAUUGAAACAGUAGCUCCGCCUCCACCGGAGCGGGGCUCCAGUUUUGCGGUAAUGUCGAUGAGGGCUAAGGAAAACACGAAAAGGGUGUCUUUUGACACAUCAGCCACCCCUGUGUCUCAACCGGCGCCCAACAAUCUGCAGCUUGAGGAAACCAUAAGGGAAGAUCCAAAUAGCUUUAUACGCGAAGCUGAAUCAAUGUUGGCAUCGCCCACAACUCCGACCGACUCUGCUCCUGGCAUUUCCAUUGCUACCCCAGGCGUUAUAGGGGCGCAGGAAGUGUAUAGGGACCCAAGAACAAGGCGACUUCAAGAGCAGGCGCAACAGAAAAACCAACAAAAUAAUUCACCAGUACCGGAGAAGCUCUCGUUUAAAGAGAAAAUGAAGAUGUUUGCUAUGGAAACUGGAGAACAGGGUACGCCAAAGGACAAGAGUAAAAUCAGUAGGGCACAAAGAGAAAUUGACAAUUUAGGAUCACCCAGUUCGGGUUUAGUACAUUAGAGAACAAGCAGUUUUUUCGUUUCAUGUGUGAUAAAUUGUUAACUGAUGACCAAACAAACACCAAGAUAUUUUUAUUUGGAACAGUUUUCUGACACCACAUAAAGUAUCUUGCAUAUCUAUACUGUUUACCGUCCAGUUGCAGCUAUCUUGUCAUUAAACAACGAUGUUUUAUAAGACUACCCACAAACUUUGGCAUCUGAUGACCACAAUAAAGUUUAAACACUUUAGCUUUACAAAAAUGUGCUCUAUUAAAGGACCUUAAAGACGAAUUUACCUUAUCAUAUCAAUUACCUGAAAAUUUGUGAUAACUUUUUGACCAAACAGUUCUAGAACUUUGUUGUGGUUUGAGGAAUAUCAAAAAUUAUAAAUAGUCCUAAAAGAUAUGUGUAUUACUUUAAACGUAGUGGCUUAAAACGUGAUUCAACCUAGUUGGUUUUUUGUUUGAUAUAGAAUAUUGAGAUAUAUAUUGUAUUAUAAUAUAGAACCCUAUUUUCUGUCGUUUUAUAUAUAAAUUAUUUCCUGAGACAGUUUAGAGAAACUACUAGAUGAUAUUUUAAAGCAAUACUUGCACAUAAGGACCAAUGUUAUUAUAUUAUACUAUAUAUACACAUACUUUUAUGCAUUCCUUUUUUGUUGACUUCAUUUUUUUUAUUAUUAUUAUUAUUAUUCAAUUAGUAUUGUUGUAAUAUACUCCUAGAGUGAAUCAAAAAUUUAACUCACUGUUUAUAAACUGCUUUUAUGACUUAUGAGCAAUAUAUAUAUAUCCAAUUUAAAAUCUCAUGAGGUAGUGUAAAUAUAAUGUAAAUUAUCAAUAAAUUUAAACAGAUAAUUAGAA